This is a messenger RNA of Larimichthys crocea (large yellow croaker), 2457 nucleotides long. Its product is annotated as protein hook homolog. Gene Ontology annotation, molecular function: protein binding. The transcript has 14 exons. Bases 87 to 1637 code for a protein of 516 amino acids. The record is from RefSeq and is a predicted model, not a curated record. Lineage: Eukaryota; Metazoa; Chordata; Actinopteri; Sciaenidae.
UGUGUGUGUGUGUGUGUGUGCGUGUGUGUGUGUGUGUGUGUGUAUAUAAGCUGUUGGACUUUAGUUCAGCAGGUUUUGGUUUCACGAUGAACUCCUUGGCUUCGUUUCUCCUUCUGUUGUUCUGUUUGUCUCCGUCCGUCAGUUGGGGUCAGGUUGAGGCUUCUGUCCCCCAGGACGACAACGUCAAGAUGGGGCCCAGCGUCCUUCCUGAGCUCCCUGUCCUCUGGGACGAGCUGUGGGGUUUAAAGGAGCUGGUCCUAAGCCUGAAGGCGGUGGAGGUGGAUCAGCUUCAGGCCCUGCGGAGCAUGGAGAGCCGGUUCAGGGAUGGAGAGGUGGAGGCCGAGUGGCAGAGGCGACGCCUGGACGGAUUGGAGGAGACGGUGAAGGACACGCAGGUGAGGAUGGACACCGAGGGGAAGCUGCUGAUGGAGCUGAACUCAGACCUGAGGAGGAGGGUGGAGGAGCUGGAGGACCAGAGCAAAGCUGAAGUGUUGACGCUUCAGUUCAGACUGAACACCAGCGAACGCUCGAUGGACGACCUGAAGGAGAAGAACGCAGCGCUGGCAGCAGAGCUCCCGUUCCUGCAGACGAGACUUAGGGCCAGCGAGAGCAUGGUGGAGCAGCUGAGGAGGAAGAGUGCAGUGCUGGCAGUCCGACUGUGUCACGCUGAGAGUGUGAUGGAGGAACUGAUGAAGCAGACCUCAGCGCUCUCCGCCUCCAACAGUUCGUCUUUGUCUGAACAUCGUCUGGACGAGCUCAGCACAGGAACACCAGAUCAGCUCUCAGAGAUCAGCAGCAGAUUAAACUUCAGUCAGCUUCACCUGGAUGAGCUCAAGAGAGACUCUGCAGAUCAAACGGGUCGACUGACGUCUGCAGAGAGACGAUUGGACGAGCUGGAGACAGAAAACUCAGCUCUGGAGGUCAGACUGAGAUCUACAGAGACACAUCUGGAACAGCUGGAGAAUCACACUGCAGAUCUGGAGUUCAGACUGAGAGUCAGCGAGAAACAGCUGGAAGAUGUGCAGACAGGAAACACAGUACAGUCUGUUCAACUUUCCUCGAUGGAGUCCAGACUGACAGACAGACACAACAACACUACAGCUCUGGAGGUCAGACUGAGAUCUACAGAGACACAUCUGGAACAGCUGGAGAAUCACACUGCAGAUCUGGAGUUCAGACUGAGAGUCAGCGAGAAACAGCUGGAAGAUGUGCAGACAGGAAACACAGGUGAGCCGAAGGUGGCGUUCUCCGCUGGUCUGACUGAUUCAGGAUCAGUUGGACCGUUUGAUGAGGAGACAACUCUGAUCUUCUCCAAAAGCAUCACCAACAUCGGCCGAGCCUAUGACCAGACGUCAGGUGUGUUCACGGCUCCCGUCAGAGGACUUUACUUCUUCAGCUUCACGGCUGCAGACUUCCUCAAGGGUUACAUGGGUGUCUACCUGUACAGGAACAACCAGCCAAUCGUCUUCAACCUGGACCUGAACGACCACGGUGGCUACGCCUCCACGUCCAACAGUGUGGCUCUGCAGCUGGAGGAGGGUGACGGAGUCCGCCUCAGCCUGCCAGCCAGCUACCGACUCUACGACGACUCUCGAAAUUUCACCGUUUUCUCCGGCUUCCUGCUGUUCCCCCUCUGACCGGACCGACCCCGGACCAGAGCCAGGACCAGAUUGAGACAAUAAACUAAACUUUUAGUUAUCAGACUGGAACUAAGAGUGGACUUUUGUUUUGGUAGGGAGAGUGAACGAACGUUAAUAAACAUGAAUUAAUUUUAAUAUUUAAAGCGAAAACAUCAAAUUAGAGUAAUUCGUUCAUAAAAACAGUGACGACACAUCUGCAGUGUUAUGAUCAUUACAUGUAAUCAGUCUGUUUGCUCUUGUCCAAUCAGAGCAGCUGACCAAUCAGUGAACACAGACCGUCGGAUGAGAAACUCAUAUCAGUGAUCAGGACGUCCAUGAUGAAGAAGAUCAAACAAACCAAUCAGCUUCUAGAAACUGUUAAAAACUCAAAACGAGUUUUAUUAAAUUUUGACCAAAAAACAUGAAAACAUGUCAAACUGAACUUUCUGACAAAGUCAGUGUUACAGGAAACUGUUAGAAACAAGCAGAGCUCCUCAAGGAGUUCCUCCAACAACAGUUAUAAAAAUGUCCAUCAGAAAAACAGGCGGUCAGUAGUUCAGCUGGAAAUAAAUACAAACACGACACUUGAACUCAUCAUGACGCUUCAAGUUUACAUCAAAUCAAACAUCUUGUAUUGCUCCUUUAAAACACCUCUACAGGCUAACGCUAACAUUUCUACAAUAAUCAGAGAUCAACAAUCAAAGAUCAAUUAUCAAAGAUCAAUAAUCAAAGAUCAUUAAUCAGAGAUCAAUUAUCAAAGAUCAUUAAUCAAAGAUCAAUUAUCAAAGAUCAUUAAUCAGAGAUCAAUAAUCAAAGAUCAUUAAUCAGAGAUCAAUUA